AGUAAAUCUUCUGUAAGACAUGGCUGACAAGAUAGUAUGUGAUGUUUGUAAGAAGGAAUUCAGUGGGGAAAUUCCAGCACAGCAACACUUUGAAAGCAAAGCCCACCAGAAAGCCAUGCGAAAUAAAGAAAUGAUUGACAGAUAUGACUUAAGAUUUACUCCUGCUCAAUUCAAAUGUGACAUUUGUAAUGUAAAUAUGAACUCUGAUGAAGUAAAACAGAGACAUAUGUGUAGCCCAAAGCAUUUAGAAAUGGAGCGAAGGGCAAAGACCAUAGCAAGCAGAGAUUCUUCCAUAGUCAAUGGUAUAUCACCUGAGCAGGGGCAUGUAUCCAGCCAUGGAGGCAAGGGGUACGAUUUCAAUGGAGUAAGGGGAUAUUGUUACAUUUGCAAGAUAGAACUUACUUCCAAAGCGGUGGCUGAUCAGCACAUUAAUGGCGAAAAACAUUUGAAGAAAAAAACAUCGCAGCAGAGAACGAUAUUGCAGCAGCCCCCUGUAUCAAGAUGUGCUGUAAUUAGUACAUGUAAUGCAUGUGGAGAGGGAUUUUCCAAUCAACAUGAUGUAGAGGUACAUUUUUCAAGCCAAAAACAUAAGGAAAAACUGGCUUCAUUGGACACCGUUUCUUUGAACACAGAAAGACACCCAACUUUAAGCACGGUCUCGGAGACCUCGUACUACCCAACAGAGAAUCUUGCUCAUAUAGCAUCAGGCUCAUCCUCUGGAGCAGUUGUCAGAAGGGUAGGAUACGGGUCUACCAGUUCUACAGCUGUCAAUGGAGUGUACGAGUUCAAUGGAAGCAGUGGUCAUUGCCAUAUAUGCAAUGUAGCAUUGACAUCAGAAGAGAAUGCUAAAGCCCAUUUGCUGGGAACUCGUCACAGAAAAGCACUGGUUAAGAGUGGAGGAGAAACCAGGAAAGAUCCACAAGCUGCAAAUUCUUCUGAGUACUACUUCAAUGGAGACCGUGGCAAGUGUUUGGUGUGUGACAUUGAUCUCACAUCAGAACGCCACGCUCAGGAUCACCUGUCUGGAGCAAAGCAUACUAAAGCUGUUCAGAGACAAGCAGAGGCCAAGACAAAGGACCAUCACGCUAGUGAUGCAGAGGAAUAUGAAAUGAAUGGCAACAGAGGAUUCUGUCAUGUAUGUCAGCUGGAAUUAACAUCAGUAGAACAUGCUACUCAACAUAUUGAUGGAAGGCCUCAUGCAAAGGCAAAACUUGUGUGGGAAAAAAGAAGGCUAACAGGAAAUAGAGCUCAAGGAAUUCUGUCACCAUCUUCAGUCGCAGGGGAAAGGUCAUUGGACAUGGAGCCAACAUCUCCAGGACUUGGUGUUGUAGGUCAUUGGCCUAGUCAAGGUCAAAGGUCUGACCUUUCAGGAAGCUCAGAUUCAUCAACAUUUCUUAGUAAUGAGGAUGUAACUAAAAGAAUACCAAGUGGAAAUAUAAAUCAGAAUCAGACAAAUCAGGUGCCAAAGUCACCUGGCAGUAACCAAAACACAUCUGAUGGUUUUAGAGGUAACAAACCUAUAUCUGAAGAUGGUACCCAAGAGUAUUGGUUCACCGGGCUUACAGGAUACUGUAAUCUCUGUUCGAUUGAGCUAACAUCUCAAGCACAUGCCAUGCAGCACAUCAAUGGUAAAAACCAUGCCAAGGCUAGACAGAGGAGCCAAACCAAGCCCAUCGGCUCUUCGAAUGUAAACCUGUAUUGUAAAAUCUGUAAUGUACCAUUCUCUGGCCAGGAAAGUGCCCAGCAACAUUACAGAAGUGACAAACAUAGAAAACGAGAGCAGAUGAAGAUGUGCCCUUCGGGUGAACCUCCUGCUCCUGAUCAGAAAGUAUUGGACAAUACAAAUUGGUACCCUUGCAUCGUUUGUGGCUGUUAUCUUAACUCCAAGGAGCAGUUGGAGAGUCAUGAACAGAGCGUGAGUCACAAAGUCGCUACAGAGGGAUUAAACUCUCUUGGAUUUCAGGAGACUUUAGUCAUGGCCACUGGUGGAAGUAGUGUAGAAAGGAUUGUCAGGGUCAACAAAGGAGGUUUUGAUUCUGGUGAUCAGCAGACUGUUGAUAGUUCAAAGUCAUCUUCAAGGCAAGAGUUCAAUCCUGAAAGUGGAACUCCAUCAAAAGAUAGUGUAAAAUUUGAACCCAUAUCCUUGGACCAGCAUGGAAGUUUAGACCCUGCAUCUCUGCGUCAGUCAUAUGCUACUAGUGGUGGUACUGGGCCUGAGGAAACGCUACUUAAGUCUGUUUAUCACUUUCAACAUUCAGAUGAAUUCAACACUCUUCCUUCAAAUCUGAAUGCAAAUAAUUACAAUUCAGGAAGUCUUAAGGAAAAAGAAGUUAAUAAACAAAGUUUUUUAUCUCAAAUAAGUAUGAGUGGUAAUAGUAGUUCUGCAGGGUCAUUCAGGUCAUCUCGGUCAAGGUCACCAGACUCACAUUCAAGGUCACCAAGUGUUGGUAUCGAAUCACAUGCCGGAUUUGAUAAAAAUAGUAGCUUGAAGUCACAUGGCAAGCUCUCGUCCAAUCAUAGUGGCCACUCGUCCAAUCAGUCUUCUCUGGAAAGUGGUCCUCAGUCCAGUGGCAGUGAGAACAGGAUGCCAUCCCUGGAACCAAUAGAUAUGAAUGAUGACAUACCAGACCUUGUGUCCAUUUGUACUAGCAUGUCAGAACUGAAGAUUAAAAAGGAUAGAAACAACGCUGAGAAAAAAGAAGUCAAAGUGAAGGACUUCACUAGGAAGAAAGAACGCAAGGAAAGACAAACGGUCGAGGUCACAACUUUAGAUCACAUACCUGUACCAUGUAAUGUCGUUGAUGUGUCAGAAAUAGGGGCGCUUGGCUCAGGAGAAAGUACACCAGGACACCGAACCCGCAGAGGUGAGGGAACAGACACGGCCAGGGCUUUGAGAAACAGAACUUCUCGUCGAAAAACCAGUGAGGAACUGGACAGAAGUGUCUCUCAAGAAUCUGAAUCAAAUGAUGACCCAGAUAAAGAUACUGACAGCAGCAUGGCACGACAGUCAGUUGGACAUGAAAGGAGUCAUACCCAGUUAAUGUCCCUCAUCAGCCAGAAACUAAAAGAUAUUCCUCAGAAACCAGCAAUAGGUACUCUUGCUGAAACAGAAAACUCAGUUCGCAAAAACUACAAACAUUAUUGCCCUACCUGUAAGGUCCCUAUGGAUACUGAGAAAGCCCUGCAAGACCACUUGAAGGGCAAGCUUCACCGAAUGAAAUCAGCCAAGGAACCAGCCUGUUCUCGCCAACUACCACCUCUGACUAAAACAAUAAGC
Messenger RNA from Mizuhopecten yessoensis (Yesso scallop), 3277 nucleotides. RefSeq lists its product as uncharacterized. The transcript has a single exon. The annotation marks the transcript as partial. The record is from RefSeq and is a predicted model, not a curated record. NCBI's taxonomy places the organism in Eukaryota, Metazoa, Mollusca, Bivalvia, Pectinida, Pectinidae. Gene Ontology annotation, molecular function: zinc ion binding; nucleic acid binding.